GGAGCAGACCUGGACUCAGCUGUGCAACUUUCCUCAUCCCACUGUUGAGCCGGACCACCUCUGUUUGUAGCCACCAUGGUGCACUGGACCGCCGAAGAGAAGCAACUCAUCACUUGCUUCUGGAGCAAAGUUGAUGUGCCCACUGUGGGUGGCGAGGCCCUGGCCUGCAUGAUGGUCAUGUACCCCUGGACCCAGAGGUUCUUUCCUGAUUUCGGCAACCUCUCCAGUGCCACAGCCAUCUGUGGCAACCCUCGGGUCAAGGCACACGGCAAGAAGGUGCUCACCUCCUUCGGGGAUUGCAUCAAGAACUUGGACAACAUCAAGGAGACUUUUGCCAAGCUGAGCGAGCUGCAUUGUGACAAGCUCCACGUGGACCCAGAGAACUUCAAGCUCCUGUGCAGCACCCUCCUUAUCGUCCUGGCCGGUCACUACGGGAAAGACUUCACCCCGGCCUGCCACGCCGCCUACCAGAAGCUUAGCAAUGUGGUGGCCCAUGCCUUGGCCUACCGGUACCACUGAGAAGCCACCACCAUCAGGGAGAAGCGGCCACCUUGCCCCCUUGCCUUGGUCCGGGGGGGGGGGGGGGGGGGGGGGGGGGGGGGAGAGCCCCCUUGCCAGCCCCACAUCCCCUCCUGACCUGACCACCGAAUAAAAGCCAACCCCCUGCAACCUGA
Molecule: messenger RNA, 674 nt
Organism: Sceloporus undulatus (fence lizard)
Lineage: Eukaryota; Metazoa; Chordata; Lepidosauria; Squamata; Phrynosomatidae
Product: hemoglobin subunit beta-2
Exons: 3
Coding region: 76-519 (147 amino acids)
Biological process (GO): hydrogen peroxide catabolic process; oxygen transport
Cellular component (GO): haptoglobin-hemoglobin complex; blood microparticle; hemoglobin complex
Molecular function (GO): haptoglobin binding; oxygen binding; oxygen carrier activity
Source: RefSeq, a predicted model, not a curated record